Metopolophium dirhodum (rose-grain aphid) is the source of this 1645-nucleotide messenger RNA. RefSeq names its product class A basic helix-loop-helix protein 15-like. Gene Ontology annotation, molecular function: protein dimerization activity. The transcript is spliced from 5 exons. Bases 584 to 1258 code for a protein of 224 amino acids. NCBI's taxonomy places the organism in Eukaryota, Metazoa, Arthropoda, Insecta, Hemiptera, Aphididae. The record is from RefSeq and is a predicted model, not a curated record.
CGGCACACGGUAGCGUAUAUAAUAUCAUAGUCGCCUGCAGUUUAUUUAAUUCCUCCUCCUCCUCCUCUUCCUCCACCGACGACAACGACGACGAUGACGAUAAUAAUAAUAAUAAUAUUGUGCCGAAAACUAAAAAGUCUGCCCGUGUAGUCAUUUGCGAGCGUGUUUGAGUAGUGCGCACGAGUGCGGUUUUGUCGCUACAUCCGUUCGGUUUCGUUUAUCUGUAUUAUUAUUAUUUCUAUACAUUAUCGUUUCACAUACAGUCGGAAAAUCGCAUGUCGCGUAUUAAUGUAAUAAUAAUACGACAACAGUGCACCACAUACGGACACGCAUAAGCGUACAUAUAUACGUCAAUACGUGGUCGCUCCCGGAGAACGAAUGUUAUAUUAUAAUAUUACUGUUGAUCAUACACAUGGACACGAAACUACGAAAGUCGCACAGGAGUUCGCCUUCAAUAAGUCGCGAUCGUUUAUAGCACCUCCGAGUAGGUAACAAAAUAGCAAUACGCAUAAUAUUACAGUGACCCGAACCGGAAAAGCGACUGAGGCAGCAUACAUCGACGACCACGAGAUAUUAAAUUUCUAUGCCGGCCACGAGUGAUCUCCAAUCAGAAGAAGAAAUGUUAGACGGACUUCAACUUCGUGGACGAUCUUUCGACGUUUCUACUGAUCACUCCAGAUCACCUAGCACAGACGAUGGUUCGUUUUACCACCCAGACAACAAUAAUGUGUCCGAAGACGAUGACGAAAAUAUUAAAAGCGAUUCGGAGAGUUCAGAUGAGAAAUCACGAAGGCCUGUGGCGGGCAAGCGAAAACGACGGGCGAGCAUAGAUGAGGAUGACGGCGACGAACCGAUUGCGACGAAAACGAGAAAAUGUCGCAGGAGCAUCCGGCAAAGGCAAUCGGUGGAGGUGUUGACGGCCAAAGACCGAAACUUGCGAAGGUUGGAGAGCAACGAACGCGAACGAUUACGCAUGCACUCAUUGAACGAUGCAUUCGAGAAAUUGCGCGAAGUGGUACCUCACGUAAAAAUGGGACGUAAACUAUCAAAGUUGGAAACAUUGACAUUGGCAAAAAACUACAUAAUGGCAUUGACUAACGUCAUAUGUGAAAUGAGAGGCGAGCAAAAACCAUUUACUUUUGACGAUCCCGAUCAAGCCGAAAAUGACUAUGCAUCGAGCAACGAUGGUGGAUUCGAAUCGGGUAAUAGUACAAAAACUCCCUCAAAUUUGGAACAAGAGUUAUUAUCAUCGGACUAGUAAAACUGUACGCCGAAAAUCACAUUUCCUAUAUUAUAAUAUAUGUAAACCAACCCUGUUCUUUAGUGAAAAAACAAUUUUUUUUUACCUCAUAUAUAGGUAUUAACGAUAAGAUUUAUUUUUGUCUUGAUAUUUACCAGAAAUUGUUAUUAUUAUUCGUUAUGAUUACUAUGUAUUUGUAUUUGUAUUUAAGUUCUAUGUUAAUGACGAUUAUUAAUUAUUAUUAUUACAAAGUUUUAUUACAAAUUAAGGACUAUAUUAAUAUUAUUUUUAAUACUUAUAGAAAAAAAAGUAUAAAUACUUUUACCAAUCCUACUAAAUAUUACAUGUGAAUAAUAAUUAUUUAAGCACGUCACACACUUAUAUUUUGUUGAAUAAAUGUUGAUU